Molecule: messenger RNA, 1376 nt
Organism: Pollicipes pollicipes
Lineage: Eukaryota; Metazoa; Arthropoda; Thecostraca; Pollicipedomorpha; Pollicipedidae
Product: glutamate receptor ionotropic, delta-2
Exons: 6
Coding region: 36-842 (268 amino acids)
Cellular component (GO): membrane
Molecular function (GO): ligand-gated monoatomic ion channel activity
Source: RefSeq, a predicted model, not a curated record
CACACGAUCACGGUGCGAAAUCGUCUUACUCACAGAUGCAGUGGUUCAUCUUCGCCGGAAUUAUUGGACAGGGCGGCCACAGCAUCCCGGCCAACAUGGCGUCUCGCGUGCUGCUCUCGUUUUGGUGGCUGGCCGCCAUCACUCUUAUGGCCUGCUACACUGGUGGGUUCCCAGGCACCCUGAUCGCCUUCCUGACGGUGCCCAGCGUGGCCGACUCGAUCAAGUCUCUGGAAGAGCUGGCUGGGCAGGACGAGAUCAAGUGGACCUACCGCAUCUACUCGGCCAUGGACAACCUCUUCCAUACGUCCGGCUCGUCCGCCUACACCCGGAUAGCCUCUAAGUAUACGGACGCCAAGGUGACCACCGACUACGCCGGCGUCGACAAGGUGCUCACCGGACAGUGGGCCUUCAUCAAGGAGCGGUCGUUUCUGGACUUCGCACUGGACGAGGACUUUCGACGCACGGGACGUUGCCGUUUACAAGUGGCCGAGCGCGACUUCUAUACGGUCGGCUUCGGCUGGGUCCUGCAGACGGGCAGCCCACUGAAGGAGCUGUUCGAUAUGGAGUUUUUGCGGAUGAGCGAGACGGGCCUGCUCAACAAGUGGAAGACCAUGUUCUGGCCCAAGUCGUCCAACUGCAGCACGGGCCUCAUCUUCACGGACGUGGGCAUCCAGCCGCUCGCGCUGGCCGACCUGGUCUCCACGUUCCUGCUGUACGCCGCCGGCAUCCUGUUGGCGCUGGUCGUCCUGCUGGCCGAGCUCGUCACGCGGCGGUGUCAUCGGCGGCGCGCCGUGGUCUCCGCUGUCCAGAAGCUCGCAGCUCACCCAGGGGACACUCUGUAGGGAGCGGGGAGGCUGCGAAGCACAGUCAGUGUUGCUGCGCCCUAACAGAGUGUCCUGACUUGACCUCAGGUCACAUUGAGUAUUAGGUCACUCUUAGCGCCCUGGACCUGCAGUGGACCAGCGGGGAAUAGUUCACUCGGGUUUGCGCUAUGUAAUAGGUGCCGUUAGGCACAAGGAUCAUGUAGCUACAUUGCAUAGACGAGCACAGUCACAAUACUAGUACAACGUCUACGGGGCCGGACUGCGGCGACGCCCGGGGAGGGGAACUAAAAGCGCAACAAAUCGUAUAUUUUGUUCGCCCGGUAUGCGACGCUGACCGCUUGUUGUGUCACAGGAAGUAGAGGAAUAACUGAACCGCUAGUGUCUCACUGUGGCAAUUAUGGUAGCCACUGCGGAGAGAAAUGGUGCCUGAGACUGUGUGAUGACUGUAUGAACUGUAGCGAACGAACUGCAUGAUGCGGUGUUCAGCAUAGCACAGCACACAAUAAGUCACGUGAGAAAUCAAACAUACACACAAGAGAAACGUGAAAGAAC